CCGGCAGGCAGAAGAGCGGCCCGAGCCCCGCCCCAGCCACGCCCCUCUCCACCGUGCAGUGCGCCGGCGCAGAACCUCUGACRCCAGCCCAAGCCCCACCCCCUUGGAGAGCGACCAUUGGCCUCGGGGACGGGGCUUGGGCACAAGAUGGCCGCUGCGCGCCCGGAGCACCCGAGUCCGAGCUCACGGAUCCCAGAGUCGCGAUCCCUGGAGCCGCCGGACCUGGUCCUGGCACCUGAUGAUGGCCGCCCCGCCACACCCCCAAGUGACCUCAUCGAGAUCCAGGUGGUGAAGGUCACAGAUACCUCCCUGGUACCAGAGCCACCAGAGCCAGGUUCUUUCCACUGUGCCUUGUGUCCAGCUGCCUUCCGACUGGUCUCCGAGCUGCUGUUCCAUGAACAUGGCCACCUGGCAGGCGCGGAUGGGGGCGGGCAGGGUGGGGACCCAAGCCGGUGUCACGUGUGUGGUCACAGUUGCCCAGGUCCCGCCAGCCUCCGUGCUCACUACAGCUUACACACGGGGGAGCGGCCCUACCGCUGCCCGCUGUGCCCGCGGGCCUUCAAGGCCUUAGCGCCACUGCUCCGGCACCAGCACCGACAUGGGCUAGAGCCAGGCACCUCCCGCAGGCCUCCGCAAGCCGCAGCAGCUGGAGAGCCAAGCCCAGGGGUGCCGCAGGAGAGGUCAGAGGUGGUGAUGGCCGCUGCGGCUGCAGGCGCGGCGGUGGGGAAGCCCUUCGCUUGCAGGUUCUGUGCCAAACCGUUCCGCCGCUCCUCAGACAUGCGAGACCACGAGAGGGUGCACACCGGCGAGCGCCCGUAUCACUGCGGCAUCUGCGGCAAGGGUUUCACGCAGUCCUCGGUGCUGAGCGGCCACGCCCGCAUCCACACUGGCGAGCGCCCUUUCCGCUGCACCCUCUGCGAUCGCACUUUCAACAACUCCUCCAACUUCCGCAAGCACCAGCGCACCCACUUCCAUGGGCCGGGGCCUGGGUUGGGAGACUCUGGGAGCCAGUUGGGCUCACUGGUGGCUGAAGGGUCAGGGAGUGGGUGCGGGACAGAUAGCACUCUGGAAGAGGGGCAUGGGGAAAUGGUGAAGGUGAAGGUGGAAGUUGACCAGUAGGCUGGGAGAGCAGGACUGGGGGUGAUAAUUCUGGAAGUAGAAGGCAGAUUGCAGGGGAGGGUGUGGGCAGAAAGAGACAGGGGCAGAGCAGGGAGGUAGUGAGCUGCUGGUGUUGGAGCAGAAGGAGAGUACCAAGGUUGUGGACUCCCAGAGACCCACACUGCACCUAGGUGAGAGGCCACAGGAGGGGUAGUGCAGCCCUGUGUGUGCCCAGGUGAACAUGAUACCAUGGGAAGCAUUUCACUGCCCUGUUUGCAUUCUUGUUAGGUUGUCCUUGGGCAAAAUGUAGCCUGUAACAGAACCUGGACACUAAAAAAUGGGAGCCAGGGUCAAGUGGAAGGUGGGAAAAUCUCAUCCACCAUGUUGUUCCUGGUCUAGGCCUUCUGCAGAGUGCUGGACUAUUUGGGGCUCCCUAAGGUGGACGGUGGUGGAAUCUUUUCCUACCUCACUGUAUUGCACUGGACUUGAGUUGCCUACAAACCCCCAGGCAGAAGAUGUCCACCACUUACUGGCCCCUUUCUGAAGCUUUAGGCUUAGAGCCUGUGGUCCAACACGUCUGCAAAGAAGCCUCAGGCUUCUCUACUUUCCUCCACUCUGAAUUUGAAGCAGUUUAUUGCCUAGUCCCAGGCAGUCCCAAGGAUGGACUAGCUAAUGGCAGCAUGGCCUUCUGGCGGCACUGUGGAAUAAGAGGACUUGAAAGCUGGAGGUGGGAAACCUCCAGUCUGUUCCUAUUAAAGGACUUGAUGAAGGGUUUCUCUUUGUCAGUCUUGUGUUUGGGUUGUCUUCUUUGAGGAAGUGGGGGA
This is a messenger RNA of Urocitellus parryii (Arctic ground squirrel), 1922 nucleotides long. It is a transcript of the gene Znf784, whose product is annotated as zinc finger protein 784. Gene Ontology annotation, molecular function: DNA-binding transcription factor activity, RNA polymerase II-specific; RNA polymerase II transcription regulatory region sequence-specific DNA binding. Gene Ontology annotation, biological process: regulation of transcription by RNA polymerase II. NCBI's taxonomy places the organism in Eukaryota, Metazoa, Chordata, Mammalia, Rodentia, Sciuridae. The record is from RefSeq and is a predicted model, not a curated record. Gene Ontology annotation, cellular component: nucleus.